GUUUAUUCGUCCGCGUGUUUUUAAGCCGUUUGAAUAAUUUAUUCAGCAUGACAAGCUCAAGAAGCGUUACUUAGCAAUUCCACAUGGUGCUUGAUUAUUUAAUCAUCAUUUGCAUUUGCAACGGUAUUUAUGGCUGCUUAACCGGUCCUUAAUCCACACCCCAGCCUGACAGAGCCAUUCAUCGUUAACAAAGAUCUAAACAUCAUCCCAAAUUAUUUCCUCUCUCUCUCUCACACACACACAAACACAUUUAUUUUCUUUCUCCUCUCAUCUUAAUCUCUGUACGUAACAUAGCAUUAGCAGAUCAGAGAAACCAUGGCGUUCCCAGCUACUAUUGUUAUUCUUCCUUUAGGCAUUCUUUUCAUCCUUUCUGGCUUAAUUGUAAAUAUAAUUCAGGCUGUCUUCUUUGUCCUUCUUCGGCCACUAUCAAAGAACUGUUAUAGCAGAAUAAACAAAUUGCUCACAGAAUCACUAUGGUUGGAGCUUAUAUGGCUCAUUGAUUGGUGGGCUGGCAUCAAGAUUGAGCUAUACACAGAUUCAGAAACUCUUCAAUUAAUGGGUAAGAAAAUUUUAGGUAAAGAAAAUGCACUUGUAAUCUGCAACCACAGGAGUGACAUUGAUUGGCUUAUUGGAUGGGUCUUAGCUCAGCGCUCGGGUUGCCUUGGUAGCACAGUAGCCAUUAUGAAGAAAGAAGUCAAAUUUCUUCCCGUGCUAGGUUGGUCAAUGUGGUUUGCUGAAUAUAUAUUUCUAGAAAGAGACUGGGCAAAAGAUGAAACAUCACUGAAGUCAGGUUUUAGGCAUCUAGAGCACAUGCCAUUCCCUUUCUGGUUGGCCCUUUUUGUUGAAGGAACUCGUUUCACGCAGACAAAGCUUUUACAAGCUCAAGAGUUUGCUGCUUCAAAAGGGCUGCCUAUACCUAGAAAUGUUUUGAUUCCUCGUACUAAGGGUUUUGUCACAGCAGUACAAAGCCUUCGGCCAUUCGUUCCAGCCAUUUAUGAUUGCACAUAUGCAGUUCCAAAGAGUGAGGCUUCACCUACUUUGGUGAGAAUAUUUAAAGGCAUUUCUUGCCCGGUGAAGGUUCAAAUUAAGCGUCACAAAAUGGAGGAACUUCCAGAAACAGACGAUGGCAUUGGACAAUGGUGCAAAGACGCGUUUGUUGCCAAGGAUGCUUUGCUCGAGAAAUAUAGUACUACGGAGAUAUUCAGUGAACAAGAUCUUCAACAAAUCCGUCGGCCUAAAACAUCUAUUUUGGUUGUGGUUUGUUGGUUGUGUCUGCUUGGAUUCCUUGUUUAUGAAUUCUUCCAGUGGACCUCACUCCUCUCCUCCUGGGAAGGCAUCUUAUUUACGGUGCUUUUCCUGCUCCUGGUCACAGUUAUUAUGGAAAUCUUCAUUCAUUCGUCUCAAUCAGAGCGUUCUAAACCCCCCAUGGUUUUACCAACACAAGACCCCAUGAAGCAGAAGCUUCUUCAGACAUGAGCUAGGAAUAGAUUCAGCGCAUGAAUGUUGUUGUUCAUCACAUUUUUCUAUCUCACACCUGUAUAUUAUAGUAAUUUUUUAUCCUCUGUUUCGAAAAUACAGGAUUUCAUUUGGUAAGUAAAAUAAUGUCACAUUAUUACCCCCAUUCAUAUACUUUUCUUUUGAGGCCGGUCCAUA
Molecule: messenger RNA, 1653 nt
Organism: Glycine soja
Lineage: Eukaryota; Viridiplantae; Streptophyta; Magnoliopsida; Fabales; Fabaceae
Product: 1-acyl-sn-glycerol-3-phosphate acyltransferase 3-like
Exons: 11
Coding region: 316-1476 (386 amino acids)
Cellular component (GO): endomembrane system
Molecular function (GO): 1-acylglycerol-3-phosphate O-acyltransferase activity
Source: RefSeq, a predicted model, not a curated record